AUGCAUUUCAAACCAGCGGCAUGGCACAUUUUUUUAUUGAGCACCUUGGCAUUACUACUACCACUGGCAAAUGCAGAGCCUCGUACAGUUCUACCUGCCAACUUUUAUUUAGGUGAUUGCAUAUCCCAGCGUAUUGUCUUUGACAAGCAACGCUUACUUGAGCUUAACGGGGCCGACUCAAAAAGGUUCAAGGCAGACAGAACAAAGUAUGAUCUUACAAUGGAUUAUGGCUCAAUUGAUUUUGUGGGAACUACUGCCCAUUUCAACUUGGUAAAGGCUGAUCGGUUUGAAACGGACAUUUCUAUGGGUGCUCGAAUAUCUACCACUCGAUACAUGCUACAUGGAAAAAUUACCGCAAGGAUGAAACCAGCAGUUGAUCCUGGCGUGGUGUCCACUCUUAUUACUUGGUCGGAUUUUCAAAAUGAGAUUCCAAAUAGCAAAGAAUCAACGCAGGAUGAAAUUGAUUGGGAAGUGGUUGGAAAACAUCCAGAACAUCCGGAAUACAAUGUAUUCACAGGUAAAUCCAGCAAUAUGGAGCGUGGUGCACAUGGUGGAGCAGUAUCUGGGACUAUUACCGUAAACGAGUUUCACGACUUUACCAUUGACUGGAGAUCCGAUCGAAUCGAGUGGGGUGUAGACGGGAAUGUAAUGAAAACGUUGAUUAAAACACAGUCAUUUGCUGCACUUCCUGGAAGCUUAAAGCCUGGCGAAUUCUGGUAUCCAGAAACUCCCUCUCGAGUUCAAGUCUCUGUGUGGGAUGGAAGCAUGGGAGACCAAAGAAGAUGGGCGGGAGGACCAAUCCCUUGGGGAAAUCGGCAAAAGAUCACUGUUCCAUACGAGUGGAUUGAAAUUCAAUGUUAUGACGAUAAGGAUCGACCUGUGACUCGAUGGGCAGCUGAUGGAUCUGGCCCAACAGCCGAAAACUCCACCACUCAAAGUCGAUUUUCACGAUUCGCAAGCAAAGCCAAUAGUCAAACCGCCGCAUUGACAAAAUCCAAUUUCUAUUCCAUAUGUUGGAUCAUGUCGCUCGCUAUUAUCAUCCCAGCUUUGUCUAUAUUCCAUCUUUAA
Messenger RNA from Batrachochytrium dendrobatidis JAM81, 1068 nucleotides. RefSeq lists its product as uncharacterized. Lineage: Eukaryota; Fungi; Chytridiomycota; Chytridiomycetes; Rhizophydiales. The transcript has a single exon. Gene Ontology annotation, molecular function: hydrolase activity, hydrolyzing O-glycosyl compounds. Bases 1 to 1068 code for a protein of 355 amino acids. Gene Ontology annotation, biological process: carbohydrate metabolic process. The record is from RefSeq and is a predicted model, not a curated record.